AGCAAUUUCUAGUAGGCGGUAUUUUUCGCCCUGUAACACGUCACGGGUGUAAUACACGUGUGGGGCGUGGAAUCGAGUGGAUGCCUAUAAGGAGCAGGGGCAGCAUUGUCUGACGGGCAUCACAGCUCUCUGUGAAAGUCGGAAGAGACACGCCGGCAGUUAAUGUGAAGUCCACAACCUGGAGAGGCGACCUACGUGAGCCGAGGAAGCUGCGAGCAUUCAGUACGAAGACGCUUCUCCACACACAUCUCCGCCUAUGGGGCGUGGAGAGAGACGGCUGUGCAUCUCUUUGCUUUUGGCGCGUUCGCGAACAUUAGCGAUCCAGGAAUUUUAACUCUUGGCUUUUCUAGACCAGAGACGUACAGCAUCCUCCGCUUAAAAACUAGAACGACCUCAGUGCCAGUGGAUAACCCCAUCCAAGUAGUGUAUUCGACCAGACAGUGGAUCUUAACAACUUCCAUCCAGACAGCAAACCAAAGCACAACAUUUCCAUUCCAUUUAAACAAGUGCAAAAUAAGUAUAUUUAUAUAUUUCCAGUUUUCUUUAUUUUCUUUUAUUUUUUUAAAGUUUCCUGUAAGACUUUUUUUUUUUUAACAUAAUCUGUAAAAAAUGGCUGGUGUAAUGGAAGCAGCAGACAUAGCUGUGGUGGCACUGUAUUUCGUCCUGGUGCUAGCCAUCGGGUUUCUUGCCAUGUGGAAAGCCAAUCGCAGCACUGUGAGCGGCUACUUCCUGGCUGGACGCUCCAUGACAUGGAUUGUGAUAGGUGCCUCGCUGUUUGUUAGCAACAUUGGCAGUGAACAUUUCAUUGGCCUGGCUGGGUCAGGAGCAGCAAGUGGCUAUGCUGUAGGAGCGUGGGAAUUUAAUGCACUUCUACUUCUGCAGCUGCUUGGCUGGGUGUUUAUCCCUGUGUAUAUCCACUCAGGAGUUUACACCAUGCCAGAGUACCUAUCAAAACGCUAUGGUGGCAAACGACUCAAGGUUUACUUUGCUUUCUUGUCUGUGCUGCUUUACAUUUUUACCAAACUGUCUGUGGACUUGUAUGCUGGAGCUCUCUUUAUUCAAGAGUCCCUUGGAUGGAAUCUCUAUUUGUCUAUUGUUCUGCUUAUCAGUAUGACUGCUCUGCUCACUGUCACUGGUGGAUUGGUGGCAGUGCUAUACACCGACGCCCUUCAGGCAGUGUUGAUGAUCAGUGGAGCCCUCACCUUAACCAUUAUGAGCCUGAUCAAAGUCGGUGGGCUAGAGGGUGUCAGAACUAAGUACAUGCAGGCAGUUCCUAAUGUUACCGCUAUACUAGCCACUGGAAACUACACAUACUCGCCUUCAUGUCGCAUUGACCCUAAACCAAACUCACUGCGCAUCCUUCGAGGUCCCCUGGAUGAAGACAUUCCUUGGCCAGGUUUUCUUUUUGGCCAGACGCCUGCAUCUAUUUGGUACUGGUGUGCAGACCAGGUCAUUGUCCAGAGAGUACUGGCAGCAAAAAACAUUGCUCAUGCAAAGGGCUCAACACUCAUGGCUGGAUUUCUCAAAAUCCUGCCCAUGUUUCUAAUAGUCAUUCCAGGAAUGAUAUCCCGCAUCUUGUUUGCAGAUGAGAUUGCCUGCAUCGGGCCGGAGCACUGCAUGGCUGUUUGUGGUUCCCAAGCUGGCUGCUCAAACAUUGCCUACCCACGUCUGGUCAUGGCGGUGAUGCCUGUGGGACUCAGGGGUCUUAUGAUGGCAGUCAUGAUAGCUGCCCUGAUGAGUGACCUUGACUCGAUCUUCAACAGCGCAAGCACCAUCUUCACCUUGGACAUCUACCAGACCUUUCGGACAAAGGCAUGCCAACGCGAACUGUUGAUUGUGGGCCGCAUGUUUGUUGUGGUCAUGGUGGUCAUCAGUAUUGCCUGGGUGCCUGUCAUUAUUGAGAUGCAAGGUGGACAGACAUACCUCUACAUCCAGGAAGUUGCUGGCUACCUCACUCCACCAAUUGCUGCCCUUUUCCUUCUAGGUGUAUUCUGGAAGCGAUGUAAUGAGAGAGGUGCCUUCUGGGGAGGCAUGACGGGUUUUACCCUAGGUACCAUACGACUGAUCCUGGCAUUUAUCUACCGCCAGCCUCGCUGUGACCAGCCAGAUAAUAGGCCUGCCUUCGUUGUUCGAAUUCACUACAUGUAUUUUGCUGCUGGGCUGUUCUGGAUUUCAGGGUUGGUGGCAAUUGUGGUCAGUCUCUGUACUUCUCCACCAGAUAAGGAGCAGGUUCGCACCACCACCCUCUGGGGGCUCUACAGCAUUGAAAUGACUCCCCCUAAGAACAGAGAGGAAAUGUACCGGCUGACUGAGAAGAACCACUGUAAUGGUGACACAAGCCUGCGUAAAGAGCUACCCCCAGACGUUAAAAAAGAGAGGUGCGUGGACGGGAUGGAUAUCAAACUUCUGGUCCCUUCCACAGACCAUGACCCAGCAACACCAAGUACAGAAACGUCCCCUGCCACCACUCCUGGAGCCCAGAUUGGUAACAGAAAUAUGGAGACAAUCAGAGCAGAGGAAGGCUGCCGCAGUGGUGCGGAGACGAGCAGGUGCAUGCGUUUGCUGGACUGGGUUUGCGGCUAUAAGGGAGAAUCGCAGAGCGCUCAGCAAAAAGGGGCGAAGGAGGACGCGAGAGCCAUCGCAGAGAUGCUGUACGAGCCACCUCGAGUCAAACUUCUCCUCAACCUGGGCUUGGUCUCAGUCUGCUCUGUGGGCAUCUUCAUGUUUGUUUAUUUUUCACUGUAGUAACAAGGACCGAGUGGGGUGGGAGGUGUCUGGGGCUUUUAGAAAGAGUUGACUUUUCAGAGAUGUAUGAAGCUCUGUCUGUAAUAUUUACAGUUGUAUUUUGUAGCUCUCUAACAGGGAUCUAAGCUUAGUGUAAUCAUUUUUUUUAAAUGAUGAAAGCUUCUUCACAUUUAAAACAACCAAAACCAAAACAAAAAACUAUGACUUCUCUAUGACUCUGAAUCUUAUUUGACACUAGCGUGUCAAUUUUGUACAGCGCUUAUUGUUAAUCCUGCAUUCAAAAUAUCUACUGGGAUUUUUAGAAUUGUACUCUAAGUGAAUUCAAUAUUUGCCUUAUUUGACAUAUGCACUUGUCUUUUUUGUAUUGUGAAAAUAAAUGUAUUCUGUGAUUUUUUUUUUUUAUUUUUAUUUUUUUUUUAAUUUUUUUUAAAGCUUUUUAUUUUACUCUUGUUCUCAGUGACUGUAGGCUUAGUUGCUGGUGUAGCAUACAUAUAUUGGAUAUUAACAAAUAUCCAUUUAUUUUUAAUUUUUUCUUUUUAUUUGUUUGGUUGAGGGGCCAUUAUGAACUUUGGGGGGAAAAAAAGAGUUAAUGCUGCGAAGCAUUUCAUUCGCUGCUGGUAUUGCAUAUUACCAUUAUAUUUAUUGUGAUUAUUAUAUCUGUUUGAUUUAGCCUACUGAAGGUGUUGCAUCUAAAUUUAGUGAAACUUACAGUUAAUAUUUAAUGUUUUUAAUAUAUACAUAUUUUGCAGUACAGAGAGAAAAGAGAGAGCAGAAAGAAGCACAAGACUAAUAAUGUUGUUAUUAUCGCUACUAUCAUUUCCCCUUGCAAUAAAUGACGUAAUGUAAAUGGUACAUUUGAAUUGGCUGUUUACGAUGUUGUCACUGAUGACCUAAAUCAGGGCAUAACUGGAGCUGUACUGCUAUUUUUAUUAUACUACAUUUCCUAGUAGUGUGUUUUCUUCUUUGUUUUCAUUACUUUCAUUGUUAUUUUUAUCUUUCUGUGACUGUAUUGUGUUGAAAGUUCAUGCACUAAUAUUGUAUCGUAACAAAAAAUCACAAGUACCAACAGUCAUGAGUUUAUCGGAUUGUGUUUUAUGCAAAUUUCAUUUUGUGCCCUACAUUACUGAAAUGUGUCUCUAUUACAUUAUGUCCACAAUGUGUACAAUAUACUUCAGGGCUCACUGCAUCACCUACAAUGUACAUUUCUUCUAUAGCAGGCUAUCUGUUGUGUAUCUACUGUGUGUUAAUGUGUUUCUAGUGCACUGCAGUGCUGAAAUGUCAUUUAAUCUUGUUUGAAGUGCAUCUUUUAUGAACCUCCUACCGAAUGUGUCUUAGUGUGCAAUGUUAAAGUGACAAAACAUCGACGAACACAGACUUUAAGUUUUUUAAGUACUGAAACUUUGUGCAGUAAAUACCACAUUUCUUCUUCUUUUUUUUUUUUUUUUUGUUUAAAGCCAUUUUCAGGAUUUUGUUUUUCUGUCAUGUAGACAGUUUUAGUUAGCAUUAACAGAUAAUGCUAAGCAGAAAUGACAUUUCAGACAUUUGUUGACAAAGUAGCACUUUACUGGACGAGCUUAAUCGUGACAUUAUUAAGAGUAAUUCAGCCAGGGUGCUUGAAAUCAUUGGCCUUCUAGAUUGUGGUCAUUAUUCCCACAGUGUAACGUGUUGACGCAUCAACACCUCAUCCCCAGAAUACAAAAAUAAACGAAAAGUACUGUGUUUGUAUGUAUUUUUGACACCAAUGUUGAAUGACCUCAGUCCAAAACGUCAGUUUUAUAAUGUGAUAGGCGUGAAUGAUGCAUAACAUGGAGGAUGGUUAACAGACGAUUGCUGUAUGAGUAUGGGGAAAGAGCUUUAAAACGCUUUCUUUCUUUCUGAGAGACUUUACAUUAUUAUUUUUAUGGAUUUUAUUUUUAGAGAUUGAAAAUAAAGUUUUC
Molecule: messenger RNA, 4682 nt
Organism: Neolamprologus brichardi
Lineage: Eukaryota; Metazoa; Chordata; Actinopteri; Cichliformes; Cichlidae
Gene: slc5a3b
Product: solute carrier family 5 member 3b
Biological process (GO): transmembrane transport; inositol metabolic process; myo-inositol transport
Cellular component (GO): plasma membrane
Molecular function (GO): D-glucose:sodium symporter activity
Source: RefSeq, a predicted model, not a curated record